AUGGUUCUUAUUUGUAGAUUGAUCGAUAGGCCUUUGCGUCCAACUAUGCUUAAGGGCUUCUACCAUGAAACUCAAAUACUAUCUUGGGUCUUGAGCUAUGAUGGUUUGCAUGCCCCAGAUUCUUUGGCAAUAACAGCAGCUGGAAUUGCAGUAGCUCUUUCAGAAGUGCCAAAUUCAAAAGCUAUUGCAGGAAUCCGAGUUGGUCUCAUUGGUGAUAAGUUUAUUGUGAAUCCGACAACCAAGGAGAUGGAGGACUCGAAAUUGGAUUUGUUGCUAGCAGGAACGGAUGAUGCGAUAUUGAUGAUAGAGGUCAACUCUUGCUCUUUUUGUUUCCAUAGGAAGCUAUUGGCUUGGGCAAAUAGACACAUCUUUUCAACCAUGGGCAAAGUGGGUCUCAUUAAUUUAUUGGAGUUGAGAAUUCUCCAUGGGACACGAAUAUUGUACGAAAUGAACAUGCGGACAUGGCAAGUUUCUAAAAUACCAGUGGAUUGUGGAAGCCAUGUGACCAACACGCGAAAGUCCAAACAUCCAAGAGUCGUAAGGCCUAGGGCCAAGAUUGAUGACAUUAGUGUUUUGAAAAGCUCGCCUAGGCGCUCGCCUAGGCGAGAAGCGAGGCGAGGCGAGCUUAUCUCGCCUGGAGGACCCCAGGCGAAGCGAACGGGUUCUGUGAUUUUCUUCCUGAAGAGAAGUUGCUUCGAGCAGUAG
Ilex paraguariensis (yerba mate) is the source of this 705-nucleotide messenger RNA. The record is from the annotation of a GenBank genome assembly. Lineage: Eukaryota; Viridiplantae; Streptophyta; Magnoliopsida; Aquifoliales; Aquifoliaceae.